AUGCCUUCCGAGAGCGGUCACAGACUAUACGUCAAGGGACGUCACUUGAGCUACCAGCGCUCCCGCCACGUCACCAGACCUGGCACCAGCUUGAUCAAGAUCGAGGGCGUCGAUGACACCUCUGCUGCCAACUUCUACCUCGGCAAGAAGGUCGCCUACGUCUACCGCGGCCAGAAGGAGAUUCGUGGAUCCAAGAUCCGCGUUAUCUGGGGCAAGGUCACCCGGCCACACGGCAACUCCGGCGUCGUCCGCGCCAAGUUCUCUUCUCCCCUUCCCACUAAGUCUUUCGGUGCAUCGGUUCGUGUGAUGCUGUACCCCUCUUCGAUAUAA
Metarhizium acridum CQMa 102 is the source of this 330-nucleotide messenger RNA. RefSeq names its product 60S ribosomal protein eL33 (gene RPL33B). Gene Ontology annotation, molecular function: structural constituent of ribosome. Gene Ontology annotation, biological process: cytoplasmic translation; ribosomal large subunit biogenesis. The record is from RefSeq and is a predicted model, not a curated record. Gene Ontology annotation, cellular component: cytosolic large ribosomal subunit; ribosome. Lineage: Eukaryota; Fungi; Ascomycota; Sordariomycetes; Hypocreales; Clavicipitaceae.